This is a messenger RNA of Polypterus senegalus (gray bichir), 3363 nucleotides long. RefSeq names its product fibronectin-like. Gene Ontology annotation, biological process: heart development; nervous system development; cell-substrate junction assembly. NCBI's taxonomy places the organism in Eukaryota, Metazoa, Chordata, Cladistia, Polypteriformes, Polypteridae. The record is from RefSeq and is a predicted model, not a curated record. Gene Ontology annotation, molecular function: integrin binding; proteoglycan binding. The transcript is spliced from 20 exons. Gene Ontology annotation, cellular component: extracellular region. The annotation marks the transcript as partial.
CAAUACGUCGUGCGAGUCUCUUGUGUGUACGAAGAGCAGGAAAGCAAACCCCUUGUUGGAACUCAGAAAACAGCCCUGGACUCUCCCACUGGCAUAGAUUUCUCCGAAGUCUUCCCGAACUCCAUCACUGUGCACUGGCUUGCCCCUCGAGCAGUCAUCACUGGUUACCGCGUCAGACACCAGAUGGCCAGUGGAGGCCGUUUCAAGGAUGACAGACUCCCUCCAUCCCGCACCUACUUCACUCUGACUGGUCUCAACCCGGGCACUGAAUACGUCCUCAGCAUCUUUGCUGUCAGCGGCACUGAGGAGAGUCUGCCCCUGACUGGCAGGCAGUCUACAAUUUCUGACAUGCCAACAGAGCUGGAGGUAACGUCUUCCACUCCUACAAGUCUGUCCAUCUCCUGGGAGGCUCCUCCAGUCACUGUGCGCUACUACAGGAUCACGUAUGGGACGACAGGAGGCCACUCCCCUAUCACGGACUUCACAGUACCUGGGACCGUGUCUUCCACGGUGAUUGAGAAUCUUCAGCCUGGCACGGACUACACCAUCACUGUAUAUGCCGUGACUGGACGAGGAGACAGCCCUGCCUCCAGUACCCCGAUCACAGUCCGUCACAGAACAGCGAUCGGCACACCAACAAAAAUGGAGGUAACAGACGUCAAGGACCGGACGAUCAAAGUCAGAUGGUCUCCUUCCUCAGGUUCAGUAACUGGGUACAGAGUUACAGGAGUUCCCAAGAGUGGCCACGGGCCCACUGUGACUGAGAUGGUCCCAGCAGAUCAGAAUGAAAUCACCAUCUCUGGGCUGACGCCAUCUGUCGAGUAUGUGCUCAGUGUUUACACCCUGGGUCAGAGUGGGGAGAGUGCCCCCCUGGUGGAGACGGCUAUCACAAACCCCGACAGUCCUAAAGCCCUCACUUUCACGGAGGUUGGUACCACCUCGAUGAAACUUGGCUGGGAAAUCCCAGAUGGCACUGUGACCUCCUACAGGAUCGUCUACUCCAGCCCAGAAGAUGGAGAAAGGGAACUUGUGCCCGCCCCCAGUGGAGACGAUGACACUGCUGAGCUCACCGGCCUCCGCCCUGGCAGCGAUUACACCAUCAAAGUGAUUGCUGUGCAUGAUGACAUGGAAAGUCAGCCACUUACUGGCACCCAGUCCACUGGUGUCCCAUCGCCUACUAACCUGCAGUUCACUCAGGUAGCCCCGUCCAGCUUAACAAUCCAAUGGGAUGCUCCCAACAGCCGGCUCACCGGAUACCGUAUAGUAGUCAAUCCCAAGGAUAAGAGCGGCCCGAUCAAGGAGAUGAACGUCGCCCCCGACAGCACCAGCACUGUUGUGUCUGGACUCAUGGUCGCAACGCGAUACGAAGUGUCCGUCUAUUCGCUGCAAAACUUUCUGACAAGCCGUCCACUGACUGGGGAGGUCACUACACUGGACAACAUCAGCCCUCCGCGCCGAGUGCGCAUCAUUGAGGUGACGGAGUCCGCCAUCACACUGUCAUGGCGCCCCAAACCAGAGACCAUCACUGGCUUCCUCAUUGAAGCCACCCCUGCUGGCUCCGAAACUCCCAUUCAGAAGACCGUGGGUCAGGACACUCGUACCUUCACAAUCACCGGUCUGCGGCCUGGCACGGAGUAUACCAUUAACAUCUACACACUGAGUGGAAAUGCCCGCAGUGCCCCUUACACGGUGUCUGCUGUGACAGCUAAGCCAGCAGUGGAGUCCCCAACCAAACUGCAGUUUACUUCUGUCACCUCCACCUCGUUGUCAUUCAGGUGGGAGCCGCCCCACUCGCGCAUCACUGGCUACUUUAUCACGUACCAAGAAGACAACCAGCAGCCGAAGGAGCUCCUGCCACGGCCGCACGCUGGCAUCAACAAGGCCACCAUUCAAGAUCUGAAACCGGGAACGAGGUACAUCAUUAAGAUCAUUGCUCUGGAGAACAGUCUGAGGAGCCCGCCAUUAUCCGGCUUAAUCGUAACCCAGUUGGAGCCCCAGCUGCCUUCGCUAGGAGAUCUGCCCCAGCGCCCUUCCCCAUCCUUCCUGGACGUACCUGAGCCCAUCGAGCCUAAUCCCUUCCCGCGCCACGGCUUUAACGAUAACGGCGUCCGACUCACCGGAACCAACGGUCAGACUAGUCCAGGGCAGCAAGGCCAGCACAUCUACACCGAGUAUCAGAACCAGCGUCUCCCACAUAGCGUAGAGCAGCGCCCCUAUGUUCCUGGUGUUGGGGUGGAGAACGUGGGUGGUGCCCACCCCGGUCACACACUAGUGCAGGUUAACGAAGCGUCUGUGCGGGUUCAACCCUUUGCUAUUCCAGGCAAUGGCACAGACCUGAACCAAGAGGCCCAGUCCCAGACGGUCAUUACCUGGAAACCCCAGAUCCAGACGUCGGAAUACAUCAUCUCCUGCCACCCCAUGAAUCCGAACGAGACCCCCCUGCAGUUUUCUGUACCGGGCACCUCCACCAUGGCAACUCUGACUGGCCUGACCUCGGGGGCAUCCUACAACAUCAUCGUGGAAGCGGUGAAAGGAAACGCGCGGCACAAGGUUUACGACGAAGUCCUGACGAUCGGGGAUUCCGUUCCAGCAGAGUCGCAAAAGGACAUGUGUUACGACUCCUCCACGCGCACCGUGCACGAGAUCGGAGACGAGUGGGAGCGCAUGUCUGAGACGGGCUUCAAACUCUGGUGCACCUGCCUGGGGUUCGGCAGCGGACACUUCCGGUGCGACUCGUCCAAGUGGUGCCACGACAAUGGCAAUAACUACCGCAUCGGAGAGAAGUGGGACCGCCGCACGGAGAGUGGACACAUGAUGAGCUGCACGUGUUUGGGAAACGGCAAAGGAGAAUUCAAAUGUGAACCACAUGAAGCCACCUGCUAUGAUGACGGAAAGAUGUACAGGGUGGGCCAGCAGUGGCAGAAGGAGUACCUGGGGGCCAUCUGCACCUGCACCUGCUUUGGAGGCCAACAGGGUUGGCGUUGUGAGAACUGUCGCAGGCCGAACGUCCACGCCGAGACCUCGCAGCCCUCCGAGCAUUCGCUGGAUGUCUACAAGGAUAACACGCUGCAGAAGCUGCGUCUCAGCUGCCCCCUCGAGUGCCUACGGCCCGACCUCCUCGCUGAUGCAGAAGCCCACAGUUCCCAUAACUGAGCGCUGCCCGCUGCCCUUCACCUGAAGCUCUGCUUGCUCGUUCGUUCACUCACUCGCUCGCUCACUCGCUCACACCUCUGUGCCUUUCUCUUCGGCUGCUUCUCCUGCCAGGCUCGGCUCUUCGGAGCCUCGUCUUCGUCUCGUUGUUGUUGUGUUUUUGGUUUUUAUUUUGUUUUUAACUUUAUUUGAAGCGGCGGUUGGUGUCAAGUU